Molecule: messenger RNA, 1722 nt
Organism: Colletotrichum truncatum
Lineage: Eukaryota; Fungi; Ascomycota; Sordariomycetes; Glomerellales; Glomerellaceae
Product: RNA binding protein mssp-2
Cellular component (GO): nucleus; cytosol; ribonucleoprotein complex
Molecular function (GO): poly(U) RNA binding; poly(A) binding; mRNA 3'-UTR binding
Source: RefSeq, a predicted model, not a curated record
AUGACUAUGUCUUAUCAGACUCAUACCAUGGACUCCAAGCACUCCGUUGCUUUCACUGGAGCCGGCAAUCAUCCCCUUCCUGGGGCUCACACUCAAUACCCUGAGAACCAUCUCCCCGGCAUGGUUGCCAACGUUGACGCAUUGACCGGUGCCAUGAAUUCAUUCCAAGGCAUGUCUUUGGGUCACGGUAUGGGUCAUAACCACACUGGCAUGGGCCAGAUGGGUGCCCAUACGUACAUGGUGCCCCAGGAUUAUAUCCUCGCCCCUCAUCUGCCAGGUACCACUAUGGGCAUGGAACAGCUCUCUCAGGGUCACUAUGGUCCGGCCACCGGAGGUUACUUGGCUGCUCCUGGACAAUUCAACCCCUACGUACCGUACGGCAUGAUGCCCUUCACUCCAGGUCGUGCUGUCAGCGGCAAUGCGGCGCUUCAGGAUCGUACCAAUCGGAGCCACAAUGAUGUCCCUGGUCUUGAGAAUCGCCGUCACAGUGGUGGCUCUUACACGACCACUGAAUCAGCCCCCACCACUCCUUUCUACAAUGGGGGAUCCAAGAACGACAAGGGUCCUCGUGUCGCCGCUUUGGACCGUUCCACGUACACGACUCCAUCUCCUCAGCAGAUCGUCGGUGCCAACAUGUUCAUUGAACCUGCUGCCAAGCACAGUGUCAUCAACAUUCCUGUUGACCGGAACCUGGAGGAGAUACUGAAGCAAGAGCCUGCCAUUCCCAAGGCGGUUCCCGCUGUCUUCACCCCCGCCGCUCAAAUGAAGACGCUGGACCAGAGCCUGGAAAACCGCAUCCCAGGCAAUCGUAACGUUUACAUCCGUGGUCUUCAUCCUACUACCGAUGAUGAGCUUCUGUACCGCUUUGCCUCCCGUUUUGGCGAGGUUGAAACUUCCAAGGCUAUCAUUGAUACCUCAACCGGUGCUUGCAAGGGUUUCGGCUUUGCCAAAUUCUUUGAUGUCCGUGACUCUGAAAUGUGCAUCCGGGGCUUCCACCGUCUGGGAUAUGAGGUGGGCUUUGCACGUGAAUCUUUCAACUCUCGCCUUAAGGCUGAAGGUGACGAGGGAUCCACCAACUUGUACAUCUCCAACCUUCCCAAGAGUUUGACUGAGAAUGACCUUGGCGACAUCUUCAGAGGCUAUCACAUAAUGUCCUCAAAAAUUCUCCGUGACAGCAUGGGCAACAGCCGUGGUGUUGGCUUCGCUCGCUUCGAGUCUAGAGACGUCUGCGACGCUGUCAUCAAGCAAUUCAACGGCAUCCCCAUUGGCGAAGAGGGCAUGGUCAUGAACAUUCGUUACGCUGACACUCCUGGUCAGAAGGAGCUUAAGCGUGUCACUGCCGAGCGCCGUCAGUUCCGUACAAAUGAGUACAACAUCGGAGCGUACGGUACCCCUCUUGUCGGCAUUCAGCCCAACAUGUACAACCAGCCCGCUUGGAAGCGUGCUCUGCAUGCCACCGCCAACACCGUCUAUGCACCUCGAUCUCUAACCGGCGGUUUUGAUCGAAUGGGCAAGGGGGUCAAGUCUGAGGGCUACCAGGCGGGCAGCACUGUUCAGGGAAAACCCCAAUCGGCCGCGGAGGUUCCCAUCGCAGCCAGCGCGGCUGACGACAGCGACGAGGGUGUGACGAUUCACGCCGACUCAACUACCCCUGUUAUUGUUAGCACUCAGUCCUCUCCGGCGGUGAGGAAGGAGAAGAAGGAGCACAAGGAGGAUAAGUAA